Molecule: messenger RNA, 1013 nt
Organism: Suncus etruscus (white-toothed pygmy shrew)
Lineage: Eukaryota; Metazoa; Chordata; Mammalia; Eulipotyphla; Soricidae
Gene: SLC25A45
Product: solute carrier family 25 member 45
Exons: 6
Coding region: 61-927 (288 amino acids)
Biological process (GO): transmembrane transport
Cellular component (GO): mitochondrion
Molecular function (GO): transmembrane transporter activity
Source: RefSeq, a predicted model, not a curated record
CUCACGGCCUGGCUGCAGCCGCAUCUGCUUCUGGGGCUCCAGGCUCCGGUGCCCCUGAAGAUGCCCGCUGAGGAGUUCGUGGCCGGCUGGAUCUCCGGGGCUUUGGGCUUGGUCCUGGGACACCCAUUUGACACUGUGAAGGUGCGGCUGCAGACCCAGACAGCCUACCGUGGCAUCGUGGACUGCAUCAUCAAGACAUACCGCCAUGAGUCGGUCCUGGGCUUCUUCAAAGGCAUGAGUUUCCCCAUCGCCAGCAUUGCCGUGGUCAACUCGGUGCUCUUCGGGGUCUACAGCAACACGCUGCUCCUGUUCACGGCCACCUCCCAUCACGAGCGGCGAGCACAGCCCCCCAGCUACACCCAUGUCUUCAUAGCUGGCUGCACGGCAGGCUUCGUGCAGGCCUACUUCCUGGCCCCCUUUGACCUCAUCAAGGUUCGGCUGCAAAACCAGACAGAGCCCAGGGUGCAGCGAGGGGGCCCCCUGCCCCGGUACCGGGGGCCCAUGCACUGCGCCACCUCCAUCUUCAGAGAGGAGGGGCCCCUGGGGCUGUUCCGGGGUGCCUGGGCCCUGACGCUGAGAGACACCCCCACGCUGGGCAUCUACUUUGUCACAUACGAAUGGUUCUGUCGCCAGUACACGCGUGAUGGCCAGAAUCCCAGUUCGGCCACUGUGCUGGUGGCCGGUGGCCUGGCGGGCAUCACCUCGUGGGUGACGGCCACACCCCUGGACGUGAUCAAGUCUCGGAUGCAGAUGGCAGGGCUGGAGCAGCGGGCCUACCGUGGGGUGCUGGACUGCGCCCUGAGCAGUGUCCGGCAGGAGGGGCCCAGCGUCUUCUUCCGGGGACUCAUCAUCAACAGUGCUCGUGCCUUCCCGGUCAACGCUGUCACCUUCCUCAGCUAUGAGUACCUCCUGCACGCCUUGGGCUGAGCCGGUGGCUCGGGGCCUCCAGCCCCCACAUGACCAGAACAAACCCAGUUCAGCCAAGGUCAGGUUGAAUUCCGGCAGGGACACCC